This is a messenger RNA of Pecten maximus, 359 nucleotides long. Its product is annotated as sodium- and chloride-dependent glycine transporter 1-like. Gene Ontology annotation, cellular component: membrane. The record is from RefSeq and is a predicted model, not a curated record. Gene Ontology annotation, biological process: sodium ion transmembrane transport. Lineage: Eukaryota; Metazoa; Mollusca; Bivalvia; Pectinida; Pectinidae. Bases 10 to 354 code for a protein of 114 amino acids. The transcript has 2 exons.
UAAUAUAAUAUGACGAAACACAACGAUGACAAACAUUCUACUGAAUGUCACGACGACACAGAGACUUCAGAUGACAGCGAGUCAAAACAACAGAUAACGUGGAGUAACACACUAGAACUCGUGGUCUCACUGAUAGGCUACUCCACGGGAAUGUCGGAUUUCUGGAGGUUUCCUUAUCUGGUGUGGAGAAAUGGUGGAGGUGCGUUUCUUUUUGCCUAUGCCACGACAUUAACUGCAUGCGGUGUACCCCUGUACUUUCUCGAAGUCUUCCUUGGGCAAUAUUCCGGAAAAGGAGUGUUUGAAAUAUGGGGUUGUUCUCCACUUUUUAAAGGUGAUAUUUGUGUGGACAAAUAAUAAGG